Drechmeria coniospora is the source of this 1425-nucleotide messenger RNA. RefSeq names its product diphthamide biosynthesis protein 1. Gene Ontology annotation, biological process: protein histidyl modification to diphthamide. The transcript is spliced from 2 exons. The record is from RefSeq and is a predicted model, not a curated record. Gene Ontology annotation, molecular function: 2-(3-amino-3-carboxypropyl)histidine synthase activity. Bases 1 to 1425 code for a protein of 474 amino acids. Lineage: Eukaryota; Fungi; Ascomycota; Sordariomycetes; Hypocreales; Ophiocordycipitaceae.
AUGGAUGAGGACAGGGCCCAAGUCGACUUGGGUCUCGCUGCCGACAUCGAGGAGACGCAGCUGGCAACAGCUCAUAGUGAUCCGGAGCCCACACAAACACCAAGCGAAGAAAACACAGCAUGCCGGCAGCCUAAGAAACGUUUCGUAGGACGCAGGGCGGCGGCAGAGGCGGCAGCCAAGAACGCUUCCUCGGGCGAAGCAAACACAGCGAGCGGCGAGAGUGGUGCCGUUCAACCCGCCAAAGCGCGAAGACCGCCGAGGCUUCUCAACCGAGUUCCCAAGGAAAUUCUCGACGACCCAAACCUCAAGGAGGCCAUCGCCCUCCUCCCCGCCAACUACAGCUUCGAGAUCCCCAAGACCAUCCACCGCAUUCGUUCUUCUGCCGCCAAAAAGGUUGCCCUCCAGAUGCCCGAGGGCCUCCUCCUCUUCGCCACCUCCAUCUCCGACAUCCUCACCCAGUUUUGCCCAGGCAUCGAGACGCUCAUCAUGGGCGACGUCACCUACGGCGCCUGCUGCAUCGACGACUACACAGCCCGCGCCAUGGGCUGCGAUCUGCUCGUCCACUACGCCCACAGUUGCCUCAUCCCCGUCGACGUCACCAAGAUCAAGACGCUCUACGUCUUUGUCGACAUCAGCAUCGACACCGCCCACCUGCUCGCCUCUCUGGAACGCAACUUUGCCAGCGGCAAGACCAUCGCCCUCGUCGGCACCAUCCAGUUCAACGCCACCAUCCACGGCGUCCGCGCCGCCCUCGAGGCCGCUGGAUUCCGCAUCCUCGUUCCCCAGAUUGCGCCCCUCAGCAAGGGCGAGAUCCUCGGCUGCACCUCCCCCCGCCUUCGUGACGAAGACGCCGUUGAUCUCAUUCUCUAUCUCGGCGACGGCCGCUUUCACCUCGAGAGCAUUAUGAUCCACAACCCCACCAUCCCAGCCUACCGCUACGACCCUUACUCCCGAAAGCUCACGCGCGAGACGUACGCCCACGACGAGAUGCAGUCCGUCCGCUCUGCUGCCAUUCGCACCGCCCGCACCGCCCGCCGUUGGGGCCUCAUUCUCGGUUCCCUCGGCCGCCAGGGCAACCCGCAUACGAUGGCCCUCAUCGAGCGACGUCUGACCGAACGUGGCAUCCCCUUUGUUAAUCUGCUGCUGAGCGAAAUCUUCCCCGGAAAGCUGGCCAUGAUGAGCGACGUCGAGUGCUGGGUUCAGGUCGCUUGUCCGCGCCUCAGCAUCGACUGGGGUUAUGCCUUCCCCCGCCCGCUGCUGACCCCUUACGAGGCCCUCGUUGCUCUUGGCGUGAAGGAGGCAUGGAAUGAUCAUCCCAAUGGGGAGGGCGUGUAUCCCAUGGACUAUUACGGAAAGGAAGGGCUAGGGAGGACACGACCGCCCGUGGAGGAUACCUCUCCAGUUGCUAUUGUCGGCGCCACGUAG